This is a messenger RNA of Eleginops maclovinus (Patagonian blennie), 3283 nucleotides long. RefSeq names its product zinc finger protein ZFP2. Bases 377 to 2536 code for a protein of 719 amino acids. The transcript has 4 exons. The record is from RefSeq and is a predicted model, not a curated record. NCBI's taxonomy places the organism in Eukaryota, Metazoa, Chordata, Actinopteri, Perciformes, Eleginopidae.
UUCCUCUCCUUGCUUCAUUUGUUUUCCUUAUUUUCAACACCCAUUUAUGCUGUGUACAGCUAGCUAGUCGGCUAAUUCUCUAAUUUUUACACAGCAUAUGGGCAAAUCUGGUUGUGUCAUAUUAAUAUAAACAUAUAAACAGCGCUCCUCUUUUGCAUUGGGACUCAAAUCUAAUACGCAGGUUGUUGUAUUGUUCUGAAGCCACGCUGUGCCACCAUCAGUCCCUCCUGCCAGGUAAGGGAGGUUCUUUCAAGGUGCGUCAUAAAAUGCAUUUCCAAGGAAAAGUUGUCAGACAAGCUCGAUAGAAAAGAUUAGCGAAAAAGGACGCACACCUUGAGGAUCAGCCGCAGAUGUAGUCGCUCGACAGACAGCAGUCAUGUCCAUUGAAUACACCAUUGAUAUUCAGCUAACAGAAUUGGGAUACUCGGACAUCUUACAGGCGGAGAUCACCUCUGAUGGAGAGACAACCAGUCAGUCUCCCCCCUCACUUUCAACCACACAUGUACAAAAACAUGUAGUCAGGGGCCAGCAGUCACUUGAUGGUACAGAAGCAGGAGCAGAAAAACAGACCUCUAACAAUGAACACACUGCAGACCUUCCACAGCUAAUAACUGAUCAGCCUGACACUAGAGAGAAAGAUGUCGAAGGAGGAAAUGCUACAGAGAAAAAUUCAACAGAAACGCAGCAGGACAGGGAGGAUGACUCUGAUGACAGCGAUGUGUAUGAAGAAGAAGAGGAUGAGGAGGAUGAUGAUGAUGAUGAUGAGGAGGAGUUAAACUAUGAGUCGGGUCAUUCAGGUGACUACAGCUGCAAUGUCUGUGAUCUCCAGCUGUCCUCCAAAUUCAAGCUCCAGGACCACAUGAAUCUGCACACAGGAGCUCGGCCAUACUGCUGUGCUGAAUGUGGGAAGCGUUUCUGCCAGAAUAACAGCUACCGAAUCCACCUGCGUACGCAUGCCCAGGCCAAGGUGGAUCUCCUCCAGUGCCGCGUGUGUCUGAAAAAGUUUUCCUCACCGGAAGACAUGAAAGUCCACCUGUCCAGAACUCACUUUGAAAAUGAGUUUUACGAGUGUGACCUGUGCAAACGUGUGUUCACUUCUCUGGCAGAGUGUGAAUACCAUGUGCAGUUACACAAAAAUAAGCAUGAUGUCGGAUGUGAGGUAUGUGGCCGCAAUUUUACCUCUCCAAAAUCUCUCGCGCGUCAUCGGAGGACAACCUGCCAUCGCAACUUUAAAUGCACAGACUGCACAAAGACCUUUACUAAGAAGAAUGCUCUCCUGAAGCACAGUUUCUCCCAUCUAGGUUUGUUGCCUUACACCUGCGUAAGAUGCCGCUGCCACUUCCGACUGGCAAAGCUGUAUCGUCAACACAAAUGUGAACCUGAACGCCUUCACUGUGUGGCGUGUCUGAGAGAGUUCCCAAGUCAGGAAGACUUCCAGCAGCACAAAAAGGACACAGGUUGCUGGGGCAAUCAGGAGCCCAAAGGGGAUGAGAUCAGAUGUCUGGAGUGUGGGCAGAGAUUCGACACUUCUGAAGAGCUGAAGAAACAUGCCGGGGCUCACCAGAGGGUACUGAAGUGUGCUGAAUGUGGAAAGGGUUUCCGCUCCGCCUUACUGUUAAUGUCUCACAUGGGGGGCCAUGCCGCGAAGUCACCCUGCCUCUGUCAGAGCUGCGGAGUGGGCUUUCCCCACCAGCAGAACUACGACAGCCACCUAAAGACCUGUGGACAAACACCCCAGCCUGCGAGUGCUACCAAGAAACGGUUGGCCUCAAAGAGCUCCUCAUCGGAGUCAAAAAGGGCCUUUGUAGAACCAGUUCCAAUAAAGCCAACAGAGACAGAGUCCACUGUUUUAAACAACCCCACUCAACCGGUGAAGGAUUCUGGGAGUCGAGGACCUUUGACCGGGGGUGUGUCGGAUGGCUCUGGUCCUUCAGACGGUUUAUGGAAGCUAACCCUAGACAAAAAGCCGCCUCCUGGGAUCAAACUUGUCGUGUUUCUUCCUGUCUGUGCAUCUCAAACCCCCGGCCUGAACCUCCCGCCUGCAUCUUCUCCUACACUACCAUUUUUAGCUUUGCAGGGCCAGCCUCAAGAAGCUCUCCUGCAUACUUCCGGAGUGCUGCAAAAUGGCCUGCAUUUGGAAAAUGGGAUCAAUCCUGAGCAUGAAGCCCCUCUGGAUCUGUCCAAGAAUUGUAACUCUUCUAAGUCAGCUUCUUGCAACAUAUCUCUUCUUCCUAUCAAAGCUGAGCCAGGAGAUUGGGACAUCACAGGAGAGGGUACUGGCACUGAAAGAAAGGAGUUUAAAAAUAGUUACAGCAAAGCGAUUGUUAAAACAAACCCAGAAGAGAAACAUUCAGAAGUGAAGCAGUUUAAAAUUGAUCCUAUGGAUCUCUCCAGUUUUGAGCUUAAUACAACAUCCUCUGGACUUAGAAUAGACAUAAAGAAAGAGUCCAAAUCUCCUGGUCCUGAUUGUGAUCCAAAAUCAUCCACAUAUUGUCAGCUGACUGAGAAAGAAAUUAAGAUGGAGGUUGACAUUUGACACAAUGCUGAUGUAGAGGAAUUUGACAUUUUGGUACGGGGAAAAUAAAAAAAGAACAUAUCCUACUGGAGGCUGUGUUUAAAUCUUGCAACAGACACACCUAAUGCUUUACCUGUGGCAACGCAACGCAUGUGUUAUUCUUCAGCCAGAAUUAUGAACAAUUGAAAAUAGUAUGCUUUUCUGUCGAACCAACCCCUAAUCUAACCUAAUUGUUUUUACCUUACCACACCCUGGUAUGCAAAUGCAAUUUUUCAAAUUCUUUCACGAGGAGUGCGUUUCUAAUGCGGGACCUUCUUAGAAAAACAAAUCUUUUAGUUUCUUGAUCAUUUUAAACAAACAUUCCAAAUGCUGGCCUCUUCUGGCAUUUCUUUUAUUUGAAUUGUCACAUGAAGCUGUUCCCUUCGGCCAACGGAGCGAAAGGGUACCGUAGCUGUUCUGAAGCCUAUGCAAUGUCAAAUCUUAUUUCCAAUGUCUACCUUUUUCUGUUCUUGUUUUUGCGUGAGAAGUCCUUAGGUUAAUGAAUGUGUACUUAGUUGAAAGAAAAAACACUGGAUUUUUUAGUUUUUAUAGAUAACUGAAAACUUGAAAUACAUUUUUUUUACAAUGUACAAUGUGGAAUAUUUAUGCAAAUUAUGGUACUGGUCAACUAUAUUCUGUCACCAUGUCAUUUGCGGAAUCUUUAUAACCUCUUGAUGUUUUCCUGAACACAAAUACAUAUAAAGUUGUUCUUGAUGAAACAUCAGUUCA